Messenger RNA from Racocetra persica, 281 nucleotides. The record is from the annotation of a GenBank genome assembly. Lineage: Eukaryota; Fungi; Glomeromycota; Glomeromycetes; Diversisporales; Gigasporaceae.
AUGAUCAAGCUUGUGAAAAUGCUGAAAGUGAAGUACCAGGUUGGGAUUUUGAUAAGACAAGAGAAGAAGCCGUUAAUGCUUGGAAUAAAGAAUUGGGAAGGAUUCAAGUUAGUGGUGGAUCUAUAAAUGUUACAGAAACUUUUUAUAGUAGUUUAUAUAGGACAAUGAUUAUUCCAAGUGAUAGAACUGGUGAGAAUCCAGAUUGGCAGUCGUUCGAUAAAAAGGGAAAUCUUAUACCAUAUUAUGAAGAUUUUUACACUUUGUGGGACACAUUCAGGUAA